AGCCUCCGAAGCCUGCACUCCCUAGCCACGCUCUGUUUGACGCUAUGAGUCUCCGGUCCAGCUCCGCCGCCCGCGUCCCCGGGCUUUCGGGCUUGCUAUGCAUGCCGCUUGCGCUGCUGUUGCUGCUGACACCGCCGAAGCCCUUCGCCAGCGCUGGUCCUGUCGCGGCUGUGGUUAGAGAGCUGCGCUGCGUGUGUUUAGACUUCACUCCUGGGAUUCACCCCAAAAUGAUCAGUAAUCUACAGGUGAUCGCCGCUGGCCCUCAGUGCCCCAAGGUGGAAGUGAUAGCCUACCUGAAGAAGAGCCAGAAGGAAGUCUGUCUGGACCCAACAGCCCCUUUGAUCAAGAAAAUCGUCCAGAGAAUUCUGGACAGUGGAAAACAGAAAAACUGAUGAGAAAGGACCAGGCAGUGGAAAAAUCACCCAGUUUUCAUCAGAUCGAUUUUCUACAGAUCUCUUACCCAGAGAAGAUAUAAAGCAAGCGUUAAUUUUCUCCAUUCAGUCACCUUUUUCAUGAAAUUCCCACUUUGGGGGGGUGGGGGCUGUUUUUCCCUGCAGCUUUCUGCUAAGCUUAUUAAGUAUUUACCGUAUUUCCUAUUUAUUUUAUCUGUUAUAUUAUUGAAACCUUUGACAAUUGACUAAAUUGUGCGCCAAGAAUCACUGGUUGUUAAGCUUUCAACGUGUCUUGAAAGUGAUUAUUGUAUUUCUCAAAUAUAUUCCUUAUAGUGUUACUGAAAAGUCUAUAGAUUUAAUAUGUUAAUAAUGUUUCAUUAGAAUGUUGCUGAUGGAGAUAAACUGCAAUCCUCACUCUUCUUAUGAAAUGAAAAAAUAUUUUGGUAUUGUUUUUUGGGGGAAUAUAUUAGAGAACUUAUUUACUCUUGACCCUGGGAUGCUGUUUAAGUUAUAUUGUGUUAGAAGGCUGGGUAUAUCAUACAGUUAUCUGUGUAGAAUGCAUUUCUUUAUUUAGAAUUUCUAAACGUUUAAGUUCUAAAAGAACUAACAUUAUUUUCCUAUAACUUUUAGACAUUUGAUGUCUUCUUAGUAUGGCAUAAUGUCAUUAUUUACUCAUUAAACUUUGGUUUUAUAUGCUAUUUAUUAAAUGUUAUAUUAGGAAUACUAAACUCUAGUAACUAUAUGUUUGGAUAGAUGAAGACACUAGGUAAUAGGUAAAUUUCUGAUUUCUAGUUUUUAUAGAAAUGCAUUCUUUUAAAUGGUUUUUAAAAUAAAAACAUUCUUAAUGGUGAUCUGCACUCUGAAAGUUUUAAAAACAUAUUCAAACUAAUUGAAUAUAAAUUCAUUACUUAGUCUUCCAAUAUAAACACUGCACUGCUAAGAGUUUUUGAUGGUUACAUUGUAUGUUUUUAAGUCUUGGGCUAUUUUGUUAUAAUGAGUUAUAUAUGCACUUCAUUCACUAUAUUAAAACUGUACUUUUGUGUCUCAUUUGUUAAUAGUACUUCUUUUGUUCUUUGGAGAAAAAAAAUAAAAGAUUUUAAA
Molecule: messenger RNA, 1493 nt
Organism: Trichechus manatus latirostris (Florida manatee)
Lineage: Eukaryota; Metazoa; Chordata; Mammalia; Sirenia; Trichechidae
Gene: CXCL6
Product: C-X-C motif chemokine ligand 6
Exons: 4
Coding region: 45-392 (115 amino acids)
Biological process (GO): defense response; chemotaxis; immune response
Cellular component (GO): extracellular region
Molecular function (GO): chemokine activity
Source: RefSeq, a predicted model, not a curated record